Messenger RNA from Quercus robur (English oak), 796 nucleotides. RefSeq lists its product as uncharacterized. Lineage: Eukaryota; Viridiplantae; Streptophyta; Magnoliopsida; Fagales; Fagaceae. The record is from RefSeq and is a predicted model, not a curated record. The transcript has 5 exons. Gene Ontology annotation, molecular function: DNA binding. Gene Ontology annotation, biological process: DNA recombination; DNA replication; DNA repair. Gene Ontology annotation, cellular component: nucleus. The coding region runs from base 116 to 796 and encodes 226 amino acids.
CGGCCAAAUACAAAUACACAAACACAAAAACAGAAUCCCUCCCUCAAUUAUUUCAACCGCCAUUCCUUCACUGCAACAGCAAACUAUUCAGAAGACUUCUCUGUAACAACAGACUAUGAAGAAAAUAAUACAAAUUCAAAAGAAUAUGGAGUACACAAAUUUGAAGCAGAUAUUGACAGACAAAAAAAACUCAAAAGUGAAAGUUAGAGUUUUACGAAUGUGGGAUGCAAUUAAUAUAGCAAACAACAAUGAUCUGAUUAGCCUCGAUAUGAUAUUGGUUGACAAAGAGGGAACAUUGAUACAUGCAAGCAUCAGAAAGAGUCUUGCUCAAAGUUUUCGUCCACAACUAAUUGAAGGGAGCAUAUAUACAAUUACAAAAUUCUUAGUAGAAGAAUAUAAAGGGAACUAUCGUCCAGUACAUAACGAUCUCAAAAUACAUUUUAAUUCAACAACUUCAGUCACAAAAUUCAAAGGAUUUGACCAUUCAAUACCUCAGUUCCAAUUUGAAUUUGCUGAUUAUGGAACAAUAGCUUCCCGUUGUUAUAACACAACUUACUUAACUGAUGUGAUUGGCAUAUUGGACUACAUUGGAGCCAUUGAGGAGAUCAAAACAAGAGGGCGUCCAACAAAGAUAAGAAACAUUCAACUGUUGUUAGAAGAGAACAAAUCUGUUCAAACAACUUUAUGGGGAAAUACUGCACAACAAAUAGAUGAUGAUUUCUACAAAACAAAUAAAGGGCCAUUCAUAGUAAUAGUGACUUCAACUAUAGUGAAAACUUUUAGAGGUAACAAUUGA